GAGAGCUGGCAGUCUCGUAAAACGGAUUUUGCGCUUAGUCAGGAUGCGUGCAGCAGUUUUAUGGACCGCUCCAGCACUCGGAAAAUGUAUACAGUUUUCCAUUUACAGCCUUCGCGCUCCACUGCGCCUGCAGCCUCCGCUGUUUGCCAUAAAAUAUCGAAAUGUUCGCAGCCAUAAAAGUUUAUGAGUGCAGGCACCCAAAUUGGGAUUGCCCAAGCUUCGAGAUCCAGGACACAGGGUGGAAACUUGUCAGAACUUAACAUUCAGCCAGCUGGCAAACUCUCCGGAAAUGGAUAAGUACGUGGCAUUCACGGUCAUCACCGUCUUCUGGCUGCUAUUCGCCAUCAUUGGCUUCCUGGUGUCCUACCGAUACGAGGAGCGUGGUCUCAUCCGGUCCUGUGUGAUCCUCACGGUGGUGUGCUGCUACUUGGCCUGGAUGGUCACCUUCGUGAUGCAGUUGAAUCCACUGAGCGGACCGAGAGCCAAGCAGAAGAUUAUCCUCGGCAUGAUAUGCUACUGGCCCAACUCUUUUAUCCACGAUCAGAGGGACCCGUAGAAACGCUGCAGAUUAUAUAUUUUUAUAAAGCAGGCCUAGGUGUCAUUAAUGUUCAUGCUUGGAGCACAUCCUUCGAACACUAUUUUCUUGAAAAUAAUUGCUAAACUUUCUGUAUCGCCGUCGAAAAUUUUUUUCCAAGUUAUUCAGGGCCUAUGAAUUAUCGAACUAUGCUAAAUCGAAAAGGCCGCCGGCUUUUAUAUUUAUAUAAAUCA
Messenger RNA from Drosophila santomea, 768 nucleotides. It is a transcript of the gene VhaM9.7-d, whose product is annotated as V-type proton ATPase subunit e 1. Gene Ontology annotation, cellular component: proton-transporting V-type ATPase, V0 domain; plasma membrane proton-transporting V-type ATPase complex. The record is from RefSeq and is a predicted model, not a curated record. The coding region runs from base 290 to 556 and encodes 88 amino acids. Gene Ontology annotation, molecular function: proton-transporting ATPase activity, rotational mechanism. Gene Ontology annotation, biological process: proton transmembrane transport. Lineage: Eukaryota; Metazoa; Arthropoda; Insecta; Diptera; Drosophilidae. The transcript has a single exon.